AUGAGUAGCAGUGGGACCAAAGAGCCGUCUCCCCAGCCGAGCACUGCCCUGUCACCUCCUGAGCCUCAGCGCAGGGGCCGGGGCCGGCCACGCAAACAGCAACAGGUACAACUACUUAAGUCUAAGUGAGAGACAUUUGGUUAGCCGCACACUGGACAUUGGUGUGUCUGUGUCUCCUUGCUGCAGGAUUUAAUGCUUGUAACUGUUUAGGUUUUGCCUCCAUAUUUGAUCCAUCUUUCUCUACAGGAGCCUGUUGGCCCACCAACUCCAAAGCGACCGAGAGGACGGCCGAAGGGCAGCAAGAACAAAGGCCCCAAAACUGCACUGAAGGUUGUACCUGAUCAAAGUAUCUUGCAUAUCAAAUUUUCAUCUCAGUCUCGCAUCAUUUCAGGUCCACUGUUAAUCACUCAUCAGCCAAAGCUUGAUUUAUCAGGCUCAAUCAGUGCUCAAAUGUUGUAAAGAUCAAAUGUUGUAAUGUUAAAAAUGUAUUAUGAAAUGGAAAUCAUCCAAAAUGAAUUUAGACGUAUUUUUAACAUCCAGCUUUAGUUGAAAUAACCUCUACCUCAAAUCUUAUAUGUUAAUUACAUACUGUAAAUGAUUUAAACAAGUUCGCUUUUCCUUUGUAUCUGCAUUAAAUCAACUCAAAAGUUUUUAAUGCAGCAUAAAAUGCAUCAAUUUAUGUGUAGAAUGCUAAUAGUCAGUGGUUUAAAGGGCAUGUAUUAGGUGUAAACAGCAAAGAUGAGGUGUUAUUAAAUCACUGCAACAGUUAUGUCUCAGGCUGCAGCCUUGACUCAGAGAUAGACUGGUCAGUGUAGAAACAGCUGUUGUCAUUUGGAGGAGUGACUGAAUAAGCCAUGGAGAAAGUGGUCUGAAAUGUUAGAGUACAGUGAAAGAAAAUAAAGAUUUAAUGAACGCCACAUUGACAUUUAUGCUGUAUGUUUCACACAUUUUUAAUGCAGUGAGUUUCAGGGAAAUGGUCACAUCCCUCUUCAUCAAAUCUUUGAAGAGAAUCUUUUAGCUACACAGAUUAAUGGAUCAUGUCUUAUAAAAUUUGGCAUCAAAAGUGUAUCAGGUAGUUUAAAAUGAGCCUCACCUAACCAAUCAAGAUGCAGUAAAGUUGAUUUGCUUCCAUGUAAAUGUAUCUAUGAAACAAAGUGGGUCAUUUUAAGUGCUCCUGUCAAACUAAAUUUAUUAAAAAAUGUUUGGAAAAUAGCAAUAUUCACCAAAUUAUGUACAACCUUGCAAAAGUAGCUCAGAAAUUUUUUAAUUUUAUUUAUAUUAUCAACGAGUCUCAUUGCUUCACUUUGCAAAGAAGGAUCAACUUUGUCAUGCAGCAGGUGCCCCAGUUUUCCAUGUGUUGUGUCUGCAGCGACUGACCUCAAAUUUACACUUUGCAACAGGUUUCUAGCAGUAAUGAACUAUUUUCCAGCACAUCUUCAGAAUCUUAUAACAUCUAUCAGCUUUGCAACCCACUUGAAGUGCAGCUAUGACUGCCCCAGUUUGUCAGAAAUGCUGCUGCUCACAGAAUUUUCAUAGACUUUGUGAGUUCAUUUGUUUUUAUUCUCUAAUUUUGUCAGACAGAUUUUAGAGGGUAAAAGUUUUAUUUGUCAAUUCUGUAGGAUUUCCAUAAAAAUCUAGAUGUUUAAAGAAACUGCAAAUGAAUAUGUAAUCUGCAGUGGAUACACAAUAAUGUGAAUCAGACCUGUGCGUUAAUGCAGUCAGGUUAGUUCUCUAAGCUUUAUUAGUAUAACCUCAGAAGCGAUUAAACUGCUACAUCAAAUCAGUGCAAGAUAUCUAAUGCAUGUGUCAACACAUUUCAGUGUAUUUACACUAUAAUGUCAAUAUUGUUCUAUUAACUGCUUAAAGCAGGUGUACUGUGACUAUGAUAGGGUUUUGUUUGGCUUUUGCAUAGAAAGGAUUUAAACAGCUUAACAAAGGCACAUGCUGAUGUUAAAAUAAGGGAUGAUUUGGCCAUGAAAACUUGGUUUCUGUGCCUGUUCAUCACUGAGACUCAUUGACAAUGACUGAGCAAGACUUAAAAUGAGGGUUUGUAAAAUAAAAGCAAAUUAUUGCCAUUUCUUUUUUCUCAAGUUUGAAGUAGUAAACUUAUGGACUGUCCUUGUAAGUCUGCAGAAGUUAAGAAUUUGAAAAUGGUCUCUAAAAAAAGUCUUAUAUCCAAAUGUAAACUUAUGAACCCCUAAAUUUAGUUUGUGAUCAAUUUGACAAGUAAAACUCUGACACUUCCUUUAACUUUUUUUGUGCUCUUUCUUAGAAAGUAGAGCCUGUUGGGAAACGACCACGUGGGCGACCGAGGAAAUGGGUAUGGAGCAGUCGUUGACAGUUAGAGACAUAAUGGAGUUAAUUGUAGAUGUAUGUGUGAGGCCUCCAGAGUGUCUGCUGGAGUCUGUGCAGUCUUUUAGGGCAGCUCUUCCUUCAGGUUUAAUUAAUUCUGUUCUCUUUCUGUCCGCAGCCCCAGAAAGUAGCUCAAGAAGUGACUGAAGAGCAGCAGGUGAGGAAAACCAAAUCUUUAACGGGUAGUAGGGUGGUCCAGUUUUGGUUUUCAUGUGGUGUUUCAGGUUUCUACGACAGAAAAACAACCCUGGUUUUGCAUAUAUGGUUGUGUGGUUCAAAUGAAUGAAAUAAGGAUGAUGUAUAAUAUAAACAGAAUAUAUCUUUAAAACUUCUGAAAACAAGCUGAACUCGCACCUUUGAACCUUUGUAGACAUUCAAUGCUUUUCACCUCUCAUCAUGACCUCUUUUAUUUUGCACUAAACUGAAGCUAACAUCAUUUUGAGCUUGCAUGACUGAGAGGAGACGAAGCGCUGAUUCAGUUAAACAGAAAUCUCAUUUUGUGUCACACCUAAUAUGACUCACAUUCAUGAGAUGUCUCAUUUGACUCUCCGUGAGUUUAAUAAGUAUCAAAACCUAAACUGUACAUGAAAACCCUUCAGUUAUUGUGCUCAGGUAACAAACAAACAACGACCUUCAUGAGUCAAGUUGCUCCACUUCUUUGUACUUUGAUUUUUCACUCAGUUUCCAACUCAUGAAACAUGCUACCAGAGAAGAUUUUUAAAUAACAAACCCAGACUUAGUGAUGAUAUAAAAGCCAAGGUCAGCCCUCUUGUCUUUUUUCUUUGCCAGUAUCUUAAGACCACAAGUUAAAUAUUUAAUUUACUCUCAAGACAAAGAGAGUCAUCUCAAGAUAAAGACUUGAUAUGAUGAGAAAACAGGAGUUUCUUUAAUGUUUAUAAUGUAAAAAGGAAUCAGGGUUGCCAGGGAUACACAAGGGUGUUUACUGUUUAUUGUGACUGAUUUCUGCCGAAUAUGCUAACCUAAGGACAACAUAAUACUGAUCUACAUAUCUGAAUGUAGUUUAAAAUAAAGGCAGAAUAUUCAGUUUUGAUAUUUGGGGAAAUUAAGUUUUUCUAUCUUGAAAUAAUAUAAAUAAUUGACCCGUGCUCUGGAGAUAACCACAUCAAAACUUGCGUGUUAGCACUGCUGCACAGAGGGAGAUAAAAUACUUCAUACUAAAAUCUUAAAAAGGAACACAAUAAAGUUAAACCCUCAUGAAGUGAUUAUGUGAAGUGAAAUGUACAGAACUCUGUUUUCUGGCUUUAAUGAAAGCAGUUAUGAAGGACGAGAAACUUGAGGAGAGAACGAAGACUCAAAAUGAAAGUCUCACAACAACCUGAAGCUUUACAAAGAUCUCAGGUUGGUAGGUUAAGAUUCAAUAGUCGAUGCAAUAUCAUCUGUACAAAUCCUGAUAAGACUUAGAUAAAAUCAUUCACUCUUAACGAUUCGACACGUUUUGGUGAUAACAUCCAGAUCCAACACAUUUUUAAAUCCCUCUAUAUGAACUGUUCAUUCGUAAGUUUAUCUAGUAACGGAGUAGGAUGUGACUCUGUCUUCCCUUAAGGCAAAUUUGCAAUAGCCAUUUUAUUUAAAGAGUCUAGCAUGUCUUAGUAGAAAACCAGUAGUUAAAACUCAUCUAGCUGUUGUUUAAACUAUUCCAGCUCCAGCAAACUAACAAACACAUCAUUGCGUUGAAUUCAACAUAGAGAGCGACUACUGGAAAGCCUCCGUCCUCAGACUGUCAGGAUGAUGAUGAUGAUGCCCCUCUGACCUCUAGAUGCUCAGCCUUGUCUAACACUUUCUAAAACACGUUUUUUCUUCUGCCCUGCACAUCAAACACUUGUAUUUAUGUUUAUAUUAAGAGCCACUGGAAAACUGCUUAAAUUUCUGCCACUUCCACACAUUUAACUGUUUGUAACGACACGACCGAUGCACAUACUCUGCAUGAAGGCUUCUUGGAAAUGCACAGAUCGCGUGGCUGAAUUUCCCAGUUACACCUCUUUACAUUCUUUCAUGACAUCCAGUUUUUGUGAUUUACUGUUCACCCAUAUUGUUUCUGAGAAAACCUCGCCUCUCGAAGCCAUCUUGUUCGUUUUCAAACACAAACAUUGCGAAACGGCUCGUCUACCAAAGCGAGCAGUCGUCUCGAUGCCCCUCGUUUGCCUUAUCGCAUCCUCUGAGCAGUUAGAAAAAGAUGCUUCAAGAACUGAAACCGUUGAGACAGACUCCCUUUUCUCAGACACACGCACACGAAGGGGAAGAAUGAGUCAAUAUAGAGAGGGGAAACCUGAUCUAACUGUUCUCUUCCUCUGUCUUCUUGGUUUCCUGACAUAACCGUCAUCUUCCUUACAUUUUCAAGGUCUGACAGCUGGACCGACUUCCCCACACGCUAUCUCAAGAAAUUUCGACACUCAUUCUUGUAUUCAUGCGUCUUUUCUACGUUUCAUUCAUUAACUCUGCACAAUGAGUCACAAAACCAAAGCAGACAGAGUCACACCAGGGUUUUGGUCGUUUCAGGGUCCUUCAGAGGAGGCUGAGGAGGGUCCGUCACAGCUUGAGCCCUCGUCAUCUCAGGUUGCAGAGCAGGAGGAAGGGGAGUAG
Molecule: messenger RNA, 4953 nt
Organism: Xyrichtys novacula (pearly razorfish)
Lineage: Eukaryota; Metazoa; Chordata; Actinopteri; Labriformes; Labridae
Source: the annotation of a GenBank genome assembly